AUGCACGUCUGUGCUGGUCAGUGAAGGGAUAUUAGAGAGUGCAAAGCACGGACGGAAGUGUCUCACUCGUCUCUGGAUAGAACGUAGCGAGUUUGAGAGAGCGCUGUGCAACGGGAGUCGUCCGAAUUGUCCUCUCGCCUAAGGGUACGGAGACACACUGGCUGGUACGUGUGCAACCGCCCCUUUAUCCAUCGUCCUGCGGUUCUUGUCAGUCCUUCUCCACAGCUACUCGUCGUCCACCCGUAGAUCCGAACAUGUGUUGGUUUCUGCAACACAAGUUCAUCUAUAGGUAGACGACGUGGCUAGCGCCUUUUUCCUUUUUCGUAGGUCCUUCUCCUUUCCCACACCCACGCGGAGUGUCGCUGAGGUAGUAGGUUGUAUAGUUAAGAGCUGUAUCUUUGGAGAACUAUGCAGCAUGCUACCUUGCCGGCUUUUCUGCGACCUUUUUAGUGGUGGGCGGCAGUUCAAUUCAAUAGGUGGUCCCAAACUUUCGAAUGAUAUGACUGAAGACUGGAUUUCUGAAGGUAAACAAUAAUAUUUGAGUCUGAUUCCAAUUUCUCAAAAAAAACUUUUGGGAAAAAUGCUAAAACUCGGAAACUUUACUUCAUUAUGGAAAAAUUUAUGAAAAACAAUAUUGACUGUUGCCAUCUUCACAAUACCUUAUUCUUAUCUUUUUCCACUUUGGCUGCCGUUUUUUGUUGUUGGUCGUUAAUAAACAUUUGAAUUCAAUUUGUUAUGUUGACUCAAGCAUGGAAAGAAAAAAAUUGAAACAAUCAAAAUCAACAUAAGCUUUUUUUAAAUUUUUUUAUCGAGUUCUGCAAAGAUACGCAUCUUAUCUGCAUGGCAAAAAAAUUAUCGAAAAAAAAUUUUUUUGAAGUUAUGCCUAGGAAAAAAAUUUUGUUAAAAAAACCUUUUAAACUUACAAAGGUUUCGAAUUUAUAUGAAAUAUAAUAUGAAAUUCAUCUUUAUUGGACAUUAUUUUAUGGUUUAAUCAAAAUUUGCUUUUAUAAAAGCGUUGAAAGAUAUAUUCAGACAAUUGACAGAAGAAAUAAUUAAGCGUUUAUUAUCGGUUUCAUUUCUCAGAUUGUGGGGAGUGAAAUUUGAUAGUUAGUGUAAAACAGUAUCUUUCUUAAAAGAAUCUUAAAAAUUGGAUAAUUUAGAGCUAAAUCUUUUUAACUUUUUUUCAAGAUAACAAGAAAAAGUAAGUUUUUUUCUUUAAAGUUUCACGUACAGCUUGUUUGAGCUCUGGAACAGUAAUUCUAUUCGUUGCUAGCUUGAAAUAUAAGUACUAAAAACGUAUAAACCUUUGAUGUUUGCGCAAUUUAUCGCUCAUAAGGUAAAAAACCUUAUCACUAUUAUCUAAAGCCAACAAUUAACUCACAAUAUAUUACCCGUUUAGGCUGAAUUUGUGGAAAGAAUUUUCUCGCAAAUUAUCAGCGAACUCGAGCAAGUUAUGACAACGAUUGUCUUAUCACAUUACGCACGUGGAAUUACAAUGUUGCUGCCUUGAAACCAAAGAAAACGACGGGCGAUAAGCGACGGGACAAGUCGAGUCGGUGGCAAAACGUUGCUUACUUGAAUAAAAAAGGCGGAGUCUGGCAGCCUUGGGCAGAAUCAGCUCACUCUGCCGCUCUCUUCUAGCUCCUUUCGACUUGCUCCCAAAAUGGCCGAAGAUUACCGCGUCUAUCCCAAGCGUUGGCUCUACCUCUUCGUCGCCUGUCUUGUCAACUUCUCCAACGGGAAUGUCAGUUUCUUUGUGCAAUUUUUCCCUCAUCUCUGUCAAUGGCGAUCAUCCACAUUAGCAACUUUUAAACCUUUGAAGAAGUUGCCAGCCUCUUUUAAUUGAAUUAUGUUGAGUUCCAAAAAGUUUCAGGUUUUUUCGAGUUGACUCGAACGUUAAUACAAUGUGUAGAAUGAUUAAAUUCUGCAAGUUCAAAAAGGAGUUCACACUCUGCCAUCUUUACAGCUAAUAAGGCUGAUAAUAAUCGUUGAUUGUAUGAGGCUCAACAGAAAUUCAACGUUAUAUUCGAAAAUUUUCAUUUUUUUCAUUCGAAAAACCAUUUUCACAAAAGGUUAAAGUUGUUAAUCAUUUUUUUUAGACCCAUCUUACAAUGCUCUCAAAAAUAUCCAACAAAUCCUAAAUUAUUAUCCUAAAGUUUCUAAAUCCUAAAGUUCAAACUUUUCAGACAUGGAUUACAUAUGCAGCCAUCACAUUUUACACAAACGACUAUUAUAAUAAUAACAACGCGGCACUUCUUUUCAAUGUAAUUUUCAUGGUGCUUUCAAUUCCCGUUGGGUUUUUGGCUUGUUGGUGGAUUGACAAGUUCGGACUCCGAUCUGCGGUUCGCACGAGAAAUUUUCGAAUGGAAUCAAAAGCUAAAUUUCAGUAUCAUAUUGGAGCUUGGGCUAAUUUCAUCGGAAACGUUGUGCGUCUUGUGGGCUCCGGGACGUUUAUCGAUCCCGCCUGGAGGUUUUUUACCUGUUGCAAACGUUUUCAAAAAGAAAGAAAAAAUUUUGAAAAAUGAGUGUCGCAUUGGAAAAAAUAAAGUAUUUUUUGCGUAAAGCUCAUUCAGGAAUUCAAUCUAUAAAAGGAUUUUUUUCUGUUCAAUUUCUCUUCGACGAGAAAAAUUUUUAUUCCGAAUUUUUAUUCAACUGAGAAAUUUUUUUCAUUGAACGUGAAAAAAAGGUCUGAAAACAACUUUACCGGAAAAAAACUUCAUUUUGCGCCAUUUAUUUUUUUAAAUGAAAGAAUUUAUUAAAAUUUUUUUGAAUUUUUUUCUUUGUUCACAUUAAGGAGUUCUCAAAAAAAUUUUUAAAUUUUUUAUCAAUCAGAAAGUAAAAAAAUCACUUCGUGAUAAGAAAAUUGUUUUCCUUUGGUCAUCAAAAAAAGAGUGAUCGAGAGAUUUCAAGAAGGCGAAAUCGUCUGAUAAUUUUUCACGCUCUCACAAAAAAAAAAGUAACUUUCGACAAACUGGUGAAUUCGCAACAUUGAAAUGGGGCAAAGAAGUGAAAAAGUGAAGCGAUCAAAUCAUCAAACAGUUGGUUUCAGGUUUCCAAUCGCUUUUGCUGGUCAGACAAUCGCAGCGGUUGCACAGCCGUUUGUAAUGUUCCUGCCGACAAAACUGGCCGCCUACUGGUUUGCCGAAGAUGAGAGAGGAAUCGCCAACACGUUGGCAUCCAUGUCGAAUCCUAUCGGCAUCGCCGCCAUGUACUCUUUGGCGCCGGUGUUCAUCAACAAUUCUACGCCUGACAACUUUUUCAACAUGGUCAGCGUUGAAUAUGGCUUUAAAAGGAUUCAAGCAAAAGUGAGAUUGAAGAAAUGGUAAGUGAGCUGCAGAUCGAGAUUAUAACAACUUCAUGAGUCCUAAAAAAAUGGUCAUAAAUUCUUUAAAAUGAAAACCAAGAGAGAUCAAGGAAAAGUGAGCUAACAUUCCUCUGUGUAAGGGACAAACGUUCUUUUUCUGAUUUUGAAUAACCUUAUUCCAACUUAUUUCCUCCAACGAGGCUUUGAAGCAGCUCAAGAAAAAAAAAAGCGCAAAAGACCAGGGGUCGGUGAUUAUCGUGUCAGAUCAGCGGAAGUGGUUAUAAUCUUUCACUGAUAAAUAUAAUACUUUAUUUUGGAAUGUGAUCUGUUUGAUGUCUGAUUACAGAACAUCGCUAUAACGGCUCUCGCCACUCUCACAGUACUUUUCACAUUCUUUCUGACGACGUCAAAGCCGCCGACGCCGGCGUCACCAUCCAGAGACGAUGAUGUGAUCGCCCCGCCCUUCUUUCAAGGAGUUAAAAUGUGCUUUCGCUCGAAAACUUUCAUCAUUCUGGCCAUAUGUCUUGGUUAGUCUUUGAUGACAGAUUAAAACAUAUACUAAAGUUUGAACACGCCACGCAAAGUUUUGAAUUUCUAUCAGUAAGAAAUAAAAUCGGGAACAGAACAGAUUUUCUAUCCAUAUUUCAUGAACUAAAUAGAAAGCGGCCGUUGAUUGUUCUGUCACAGUUCGCAUAAUCAUCGUAUUACUGUUAUUUCUCUGCGAAAUUUAUUUCAACAUUCAUAUGAAAAAAAAACCAAAGCGCACUCUUUUGAAAUUUCAGAAAUUAACGGAUUUGACAUGAAACGGCAGUCAACUUCACUAUUACCGAUAUUUUUCGAUUUCAUGCAAAAAACAUUGAAAUGUUUUAUCUGAAAUGUAAAUAUUGCACAGAGAUUUUGAGUUCUGAAACAGUACCAUUAAAAAAAUCCUGCAUAAAAGUGAAACUUUUUAUUAAAACUUUUUAUUUUUAAAGUUCACAGGAUUGAGAAAUUCCAGGCGGCGGAGUCGGACUUUUCAAUGCUCUGUACAAUAACCUGCAGCCGGCUCUGUGUGUCAAAGGCUAUUCGCCAACUUUCAACGGCGGAAUGGGCUCUCUGCUAAUUAUGAGCGGCUUGGUGGGGGCUGCAAUUACUGGCAUCAUUGUCGACAAAUGGGGACAGUUUGAGAAAGUUUGUCUCCUCUUUUUUUUCGGGAGUAUAAUCGUAUAACUCCAGGUGAUGAAGAUUUCUUUCUGUAUAGCCGGUGUGGCUGCAUCAUCUCUAACUAUUGUGAUAAACUAUUCCGGCGUUCAAUGGUGGGUGGUGCUGUCAAUCUUCAUCUUUGGAGCGGCUGGAUUUUCCAUUUAUCCCAUCGGCUUAGAAAUGGGAGUUGAAGCAACUUUCCCAGUUGCAGAAGCCACAUCCACCGGCCUCAUCAUCAUGAUCGGGUUCUGACUUUGAUUUUAAUCCAUAACUUCUCUCUCUCUCUCUCAAUUCAUUCAGACAAAUUCAAGGCGUUGUUUACGUGAUCCUUACAAAUUUGGCCACUGGAAAACCAACUCCUGCAGAUCUUGCCGUCCAGACAUGUGUGGACACGAAUCAAAACCUUAAAACCGUUUUUGACGUGGAAAUGUACGUUUCUUCAAGAAAAUGAAUUCUUUUCUUGAGAAAAAAAUGAUUAGAAUUUUUCAUAGAAAAGCAAAUUUCAGGGCCCUUUAUCAUUUGGCUCGGGUUCAUUUCCGUUCUGAUUGUGGUUUUUCGUUGUGCUGUUUUUGGCCGAAAUAUAAAAGGAGAAACUACGAGCAAGGAAGGAAGACUGAGGCGACAAGAGACACCGCCGAGACCAUGGAAUCCACUUACGAGUUGAAAAUGCACUUGUAA
This is a messenger RNA of Caenorhabditis auriculariae, 5164 nucleotides long. The record is from the annotation of a GenBank genome assembly. Lineage: Eukaryota; Metazoa; Nematoda; Chromadorea; Rhabditida; Rhabditidae.